AAAAGUCACAGCCUGAUUUGUGUCUGAUGACGUGUCAAUUUUCAAACCGAUCUUUGGCUCGCCCAGCGAGUUUUUAAUUUACAACUUCACGAAGACCUAAAAAUGGAUACAAAAGUACGCGUACUUCUAAAAGAAAUUGAAAGACAGCUGGAAAUCACCCUGAAAACGCCAGAGCACAAUCAUGGGUCCGCCAAUUCUGGGGUGACCACGCCUCAGAUGUCUCAGAGGUACCGCAGUGAGCUCGAACAGUUAUGUGAAUAUCUGUCUGGAUCGAUUGCUGUGCAACUGUCACUACCAUCAGAUUCGCCACCUGCCAUACAAUUAUGUCUCUGGGGCAUACCAGCAUUCUGCAGGAGUCCUUCAAAAGUCCUGGACCCUAUAGACCUCAAACAAGAAUGCUUGCAAAUUCAAGGUGCUUGCGGCUUCACGGGCCAAGUAAUUCAUACCAAUGAUAUCUGGGACAGCCAACAACUUCAUGACUGGGCGGCGGAAAAGCGUUCCUCCUUGCUGAUGAUUCAAGGUACUUACGGAUCGGUCCAACGUCUUAAGCGAUUUUCUGCCGAAUUGUAUGAAUAUAUCAACGGAAAACAACCAAUAGUCGCCAUAUUUCAGUGUCCAUCUUCAUCCGACUUUUUUGAUAGCUUUGGUGAACAGGAACUUUUGCGACAACUUGCACUGCAAGCUUUGCAGAGAGUUCCAGUUGCUCCACCGUUUUUCUUCUUGGCCGAGAUGCUUCCAAAGUUCUUGAAAGCUUCGACAUGUAAAGAUUGGUUCAGUAUACUCGAGAACAUAUUUGAAGCUUUCCCCACCUUGAUUGUUAUGGUAGUGGUCAGUGUUUUGGGCGAAGCAGCUGAGAAUGCCAAAGCCUGGCCUGGAUACUUCGAAAAGACGAUAGCGCAACUACAAGAGAGCUCUUCGACAUGCCUGCGGGUUUUGCUUAUUGCAACCAGUCCUUUAUGGUCGACAUCAGACGCUUCGCCACUUUUGUUAGUUGGCCCAGCGCCCAGUACGGACCCAGAUUGUAACAUGAGCGGCAUAUUCGACGUACCACGCGAGCACAAUCUGCCUAUCUACUUACCGGUUCGUAACCAAGGUGGUCCAGAAGCAGUUCAACCAUUGGAAUCAGGGCAAGGAGAAACAAUUCAAAAUGAAGUAGUGCCAGGCAUGCCCCCACAAGAGACGUACAAGGAAGCAAGGCCAAACUCAAACCGGCUGACAUCCACUCCAAUCAACCCACCCCGAAUCGAAAUCGCAAUUCUUUGCGCACUGCCACUCGAAGCCGACGCUGUCGAGACACUUUUCGACACGCAGUGGUCCGGCGGGUAUAACCGCUCUAGUGGAGAUAAAAAUACUUAUUCUCUUGGCGUUAUCGGCCGCCACGGUAUCGCGCUUGUUCAUAUGCCCGGCAUGGGUAUAUGCUAUGCAGCUAUUGUAGCUGCGUACUGCAGUGCGACAUUUCCCAACAUCUCCUUAGCGUUGGUGGUAGGGAUUUGUGGCGGUGUCCCAUUUACUCAGGAUGGAGCAGAGAUAUUACUUGGAGACGUUGCUAUCAGCGAAGGAUUAGUUCGCUAUGACUUCGGUAGACAAUAUCCGGAAGGCUUUGUGAGGAAGAACAGCGUUUCAGAGAGUGCAAGGAAACCACCACCUGAGAUUCUGGGGUAUUUGGCGAAAUUAAAAGGAGCCAGUGCUCGCAAGAGACUCCGGGAAAGGACAGCUUCACACUUAGCCACACUGAAACGGGAAGACAAGGCCGUGGCAACCUAUCCUGGCAUCGAGAAUGACAUCCUUUUCGAGUCUGAGUAUCGACACAGGCAUCAGGGCUCAUUAUGCGGUAUUUGUGGCUCCUCUACAGGCUUGAUUUGCGAACAGGCCCGGUCAUCAAACUGUAAAGAACUGAUGUGUGACAAUCAGAGGUCAAUACCUCGCCGGCGACAACAAGAGGCACAGGACAAACCAAGCCACCACAAACAACCCUAUCCGGCUGUGCACAUUGGGAAGUUUGCAUCUGGAGAUAAAGUUAUGAAGUCUGGAGAGGACCGUGAUAGGAUUGCUUGCAGUGAAGGCAUAAUAGCCUUUGAGAUGGAGGGUGCGGGAGCAUGGGAUACUGUGCCCUGCGUAAUUAUCAAAGGCAUUUGCGAUUAUUCUGAUAGCCAUAAAGACAAGCGGUGGCAAGAAUAUGCCGCUAUCACGGCCGCAGCUUGUACCAAAGCCUUUCUAGAGGGUUGGCGACAGUAGCCUUUAUUACCAGGAUUUAAUAUGGAAUUUAAUUAACCUUCGUCGUGUGUAGGCUCGACUCCUUAAGCUUACUCGAUUUGAAUAUUUGUGACCAUCGCACUACUGACC
Molecule: messenger RNA, 2343 nt
Organism: Fusarium redolens
Lineage: Eukaryota; Fungi; Ascomycota; Sordariomycetes; Hypocreales; Nectriaceae
Product: nucleoside phosphorylase domain-containing protein
Exons: 2
Coding region: 103-2235 (710 amino acids)
Biological process (GO): nucleoside metabolic process
Molecular function (GO): catalytic activity
Source: RefSeq, a predicted model, not a curated record